Messenger RNA from Lolium rigidum, 1739 nucleotides. Its product is annotated as abscisic acid 8'-hydroxylase 3-like. The transcript is spliced from 6 exons. The coding region runs from base 183 to 1739 and encodes 518 amino acids. Gene Ontology annotation, molecular function: iron ion binding; heme binding; (+)-abscisic acid 8'-hydroxylase activity. The record is from RefSeq and is a predicted model, not a curated record. Lineage: Eukaryota; Viridiplantae; Streptophyta; Magnoliopsida; Poales; Poaceae. Gene Ontology annotation, biological process: sterol metabolic process.
CAGAGAUUUUUCUCCUCGAUCUCUCCUCUCCUCGACCUCACAGCUCUGUCACUCUCCUCUCCUAGCAGCAGCAUAUAUAGCACAUAUUUAUAGACACAAACAAGUUAGAAACCAGCGAACGAGCUCAAACCUCAAAGCAACCUUGUCUAAGUGAUCCUUGCCGAGGAUCACUGGAGUCUUGGAUGGCCGCCUACUUCAUCCUUGUAUGCAUCUUCGUUUCUCUACCCAUCGCUUCGUACGUCCUAUACGCAAUCCGGCGGCAGAAGAGGAAACCCCAGGGCCGCCAUGAUCAAGCCGUCCUCAAGCUGCCGCCUGGCUCCAUGGGCCUGCCUUACAUCGGCGAGACCCUUCAGCUCUACUCCAAGGACCCUGGCGUCUUCUUCUCCUCCAAGCUGAAGCGGUACGGCGAGAUCUUCAAGACGCACAUCCUGGGGUGCCCAUGCGUGAUGCUGGCGAGCCCGGAGGCGGCGCGGUUCGUGCUGGUGUCGCGGGCGCACCUGUUCAAGCCCACGUACCCGCGGAGCAAGGAGCGUCUCAUCGGCCCGUCGGCGCUCUUCUUCCACCAGGGCGACUACCACCUCCGCCUGCGCAGGCUCGUCCAGGGUCCGCUCGGCCCUGAGGCCCUGCGCAAGCUCGUGCCGGACGUCGAGGCCGCCGUGCGGUCCACGCUCGCGUCCUGGGCGGCCGACGGCGACGCCGCCAGCACUUUCCGAGCCAUGAAGAGGCUCUCGUUCGACGUCGGCAUCGCGACGAUCUUCGGCGGACGGCUGGACGAGCAGCGGAAGGAGGAGCUGAGGCGGAAUUACGCCGUCGUGGAGAAAGGGUACAACUCCUUCCCCAACAGCUUCCCAGGGACGCUCUACUACAAGGCGAUGCAGGCGAGGCGGCGGCUGAACGGCGUGCUGAGCGACAUCGUGCGUGAGCGGAGGGCGCAGGGCGAGCCUGGCGCCGACCUGCUCGGCUGCCUGAUGCAGUCCCGGGACGGCGGCGGCGACCACCACCACGACGGCGCGCUCCUCACGGACGAGCAGGUCGCCGACAACGUCAUCGGCGUGCUGUUCGCGGCGCAGGACACGACGGCCAGCGUACUCACCUGGAUCGUCAAGUACCUCCACGACCACCCGAAGCUGCUCGAGGACGUCCGGGCGGAGCAGGCGGCGAUCCGCGAGGCCAACGACGGCGGGAAGCGGCCGCUGACGUGGGCGCAGACGAGGAGCAUGACGCUGACGAGUAGGGUGAUUUUGGAGAGCUUAAGGAUGGCGAGCAUCAUCUCUUUCACCUUCAGGGAGGCCGUGGCUGACGUGGAGUACAAAGGGUUCCUUAUCCCCAAGGGACUCCAGUCCUUUAGUAAAAAUGUCGGCGUACUGCAAGGAGGAGGGAACAUGGAGAACGCGCACAGCACCAAGAGCAACCUUCUCACGGACGAAAUGGAUAUCCAGCUCAAUGUGUUUGGUUCGCCUGUGAUGUACUGGAUUGGCCGUCAUGUAUACUGCACUGAAAUUAUCGCAAUAAACAAUGGUGGCUGUAUGAAUAGGACAGUGCAACUCCUGAAGUAUAUGGCGAACCCAACAAGUUUCAGCAACACAGGCGGCCACGGCACGAUAUUCUGCUUCAGCCGAAGAGCGAGAUACCGUGGUUUGUCGGCGAGAGGACCAGCUUAUGAGAUUGUCUCCAAGAUAUAUGCAGUACCCGGAAGUAGAGCGUCUGGUAUCUGGGCAACCAGCCCAGUCGGCAUCUGA